Dacryopinax primogenitus is the source of this 444-nucleotide messenger RNA. Its product is annotated as methionine sulfoxide reductase B. NCBI's taxonomy places the organism in Eukaryota, Fungi, Basidiomycota, Dacrymycetes, Dacrymycetales, Dacrymycetaceae. The record is from RefSeq and is a predicted model, not a curated record. The coding region runs from base 1 to 444 and encodes 147 amino acids. Gene Ontology annotation, molecular function: peptide-methionine (R)-S-oxide reductase activity. The transcript has 2 exons. Gene Ontology annotation, biological process: response to oxidative stress; protein repair.
AUGCAGAAGGAUGAUGCUGAAUGGCGUGCGAUCCUCAACAAGGAACAGUUCCGCAUCCUCCGUCAGAAGGGAACCGAGAUGCCCAACACGGGAAAAUACAACCACCAUUCCAACGCUGGCAUCUACACCUGUGCAGGCUGCGGCACCCCCUUGUACAAGAGCACGACCAAGUUCGACAGCGGCUGCGGGUGGCCGGCGUUCUUUGACGCUAUUCCUGGCGCGGUGGUGCGCCAUGAGGAUCGGAGUUUGGGAAUGACCAGGACGGAGAUCACUUGUGCGGCCUGUGGAGGGCAUUUGGGGCACGUGUUCAAGGGGGAGGGGUAUAACACUCCUACGGACGAGAGGCACUGUGUUAAUAGUGUGAGCUUGGACUUCACCAAGGAUGAGGAGUGGAGGAAGAAGCAGGAAGAGGAGGGGAAGGAGAAUGGUAGGGACGAGUUGUAG